GCCUCGUGUUCGAUCAAUUGCCCGCCUUACAACACCGGAAGUAAAAAGCCAGAAAGGGAUCACCAGACUCGUGCCGCUACAGAACCGCUCCUCCCCGGCAAGGAAGAACUUCCGAAGAGACAUCUUAGUCGCGACCGCUCCGUCCGCUCCUUUCGACAUUCGUGCCGUGGAAUUGUUCCUCCAUGUUAUUCAACUAAGAAACAUUCACUACGAAAUUAUCUAGAGCCGCGGCUCGUUGAGCAUUUGCUCUACCCCCCAGGAUCAGGGCGUGGCGAACGUGUAGACGGUUCGUAUCUUGUGUUUUACUUGGUGUUUCACUCAAUUUGCUCUCUGGGAUUGCCCUUCGUCCCAUUGAAACCCAAUUUGCUGACUCGGGAUCUUGUCCGUUGUUACAGCCUCAGACCGUCUACCUUCCCGUCCUGAACUGGUUCUUUUGCUUUUUCUUUUAUUUUCAUUAUGCCGUCUUUCUUCGCUCCCGGCCUCCAGGGCCUUCCUCCUACUCCUCCCCAUAUCUUGAGCGGUGGCAGGAUGGAACACGAUCAACCCUUCUACCUCCUCGGUCCCUCGGCCGCAUUCCCGCCUCGCUACCCCCAGAACGGCUGUGACUUCAUUGAGCAGUACUCCCAGUCGACCUGCUACUCCAAGCCCAUGAACUCGCAGUCCGCUCUGGGCGUCCGCAAUGGCCGGGAUAUGGUCGCCGCUCACUCCGCGCUCAACCAGCCCAUGUUCGGUCCUCUGGGUGCCGCCAACGUUUUGCCUCCCAUCCGCAACAACGUUCAGUUGCCCCCGAUGGAGAGUGCCAUCCCGCCCCAAUACCGACGCCAAGAGAUGAUGGUGCAGCCCGAACCCCAGCGCAAGGAGGAAAAGGCCACUGGAGGUGUCGCCGCCCACUUGGAUUAUGAGAUGGACCAGAUGUCCGACUUUGUGGCUGAGAUGGCCCAGGGAAUGUAUGCUUUGUACAUCACCAAGAUCAACCUAGCAGAUAUUGACUUAGCGCGAAGCGUCUACCCAGGAUCGUCGGUCCCCCCUCAGUUCCGAAAAUACGUCUACCAGAUUUUGUCAUCCACUCGUCUCCCGAGCUCCACCAUCCUUCUGGGACUCUACUACCUAGCCAGCAGGAUGCGCAUGCUUUCUUCCACCAAGGUGUUCCACACCGGCAGUGGCCAGGUCUACCGCAUGCUCACCGUGGCCCUCCUUCUGGGAAGCAAGUUCUUGGACGACAACACCUUCCAGAACAAGUCCUGGGCUGAAGUUAGCAACAUCCCUGUGAGCGAGCUGAAUUCGAUGGAGCUCGACUGGCUGUUUGCCUUCGAGUGGAAGAUUCACGACCGGAUCUACGACCAGCAGGAUGGCUUUGCGUCAUGGUUGUCUCACUGGGAAACCUGGCGUACCAAGACCGUUGCUCGGGCGCAAGAGUCCCGCCAUGCUUUGGCUCCCAUCGACACGAAUGUCUCCCGCAGCCACCGCGUGUCGAAGCCUUUGCUCUCGCCCGAAGGGCCGAUCCCACCCCAGUACCAGCGCAGUACUAGCUAUGAAACCUCGUGGCUGAACCCUGCCGCGUCGGAGUAUUCGCCGCCCUCUGCACCUCACACGGGACCGAACACUCCGGACUACUACGCAGCUGGGCCGUGGUACACGCAGCCUCCCCCGCCAUACUCGCGUACCUGGGUUCCUCCGCCCCAGCAGUACAUUCCACCGGCCCCUCGCUCCCAGCCUCCGUCCUACCACCACACCCCCGCAUAUGCGCUACCUUUCGCGCAGAGCGUGUGGACGGGCCACGGGUCAUCCUGUGGUUGCCUGUAUUGUGCCAAGCAUAUGGAGCACUACAUGUGUGCGAACCCGUUUGGCUCGAUGCAACCGAUCGUGGCUGGUUAGUCAGGGGCU
Molecule: messenger RNA, 1884 nt
Organism: Aspergillus vadensis CBS 113365
Lineage: Eukaryota; Fungi; Ascomycota; Eurotiomycetes; Eurotiales; Aspergillaceae
Product: putative cyclin-like protein (Clg1)
Exons: 1
Coding region: 457-1875 (472 amino acids)
Biological process (GO): regulation of cyclin-dependent protein serine/threonine kinase activity
Cellular component (GO): nucleus; cyclin-dependent protein kinase holoenzyme complex
Molecular function (GO): cyclin-dependent protein serine/threonine kinase regulator activity; protein kinase binding
Source: RefSeq, a predicted model, not a curated record